This is a messenger RNA of Cavenderia fasciculata, 2118 nucleotides long. RefSeq lists its product as uncharacterized. The record is from RefSeq and is a predicted model, not a curated record. The transcript is spliced from 2 exons. The coding region runs from base 1 to 2118 and encodes 705 amino acids. Lineage: Eukaryota; Evosea; Eumycetozoa; Acytosteliales; Cavenderiaceae.
AUGAUUGGUCAUAUUAAUAAUCAUCAAAAAAAAAUAGAGGUACAACUAUUAUCAACUACCAUGUUGUCUCAGCUACUCUCUCCUUUAAAACUAAAAUCACCUUCUAUUAAAUCAAUAUCAACAACAACAACAACAUCACUAUCAUCAACAUUAUUCACAAACCAAUUAUCAUUAUCGUCAUCUCAACCACCUUUGACUCUAUCCUAUCAACUCAACGCCCAACAACAACUCAAAGAUCACCAUCAUCGAUGGUUCUCUACAUCAAAUAGAAAUAGUACAUUUGAUGAUAAUAUCUGUUUGGUUCAAGUGAAUAACCAUUCUAUUACAACAUCACUGCCAGCGAUAGAUCAAAUAGAUAAAUGUGUUAACCCAUUCAAGAAUAACCCAAUUGUAUUCUCUGACACUAAACAAGAUGAUAUCAUUGAUUGGUUUAUCAAUACUUAUGGUAUGCCAAAGUCAUCAUCACCAUCUAAACUCGUUGAUACCACUAUGCCUCUCAGAGGAAGAGAUUUUGUGCUUGAAUGGGUAUAUGAAUCUGUCAUGGAAACCUAUACUACUGCCAACCAUGAGACGGGUCCCAGACAACCAAUUUUAAUUUCAGGAGCAUCUGGUAUCGGUAAGACUAGACUAAUGGAAUCUAUUGGUGAUUACAUCUCAACCAGAGAUGAUAGUCCUCUUCCAAAACACCAUCUAGAUUUGUCAAUAUCAUUUGGUAGUCGUACACCCUAUUGUCCAUCACUAGACAGUGAUCCCAGUCUAUCAAUUUGCUCCAGAAUACUUUAUCGUUACUUUGUUGAAGGAUCUGGUGUCUCAUUCCAAUCGUUUGUUGAAACAAUCAAAAGUUGUAUUGAUCUGACAGAAAUGACAGCAUCAAGUUGCUUUUCAAUGAUCAAAAGACAUAUGGUCCGUACAAAUCAAAUUAAAGAGGAUCUGAAAAUGUUAGUCAACUUUGGUAUUGAUGAUGUUCAACAUACAAUCAACGAGACUACUCAAAAUCCAUACGAAAGAUCAUCAACCCUCAAAGAUAUGGUCAAAUCUACAGACAAUCUAUUAAAUAGAGACCAAUUUAGUCCCAUAUUUUACAAUGUCGUAAUGACUGGAUCGAUAUUGGAUGAUGAUUUACAAUCGGCUGUUCGCCAAACAUCAUCUGACUAUAGUGUUCCUAUAUCCAACACUCUCAACCAAGAAGAGUAUAUGGAUAUUGCAAGGAAAAUGAUUGGCAAGGACAAAUCCAAUCUACCUCAAGUAAAAAGAGCAUUAAAGUUUAUGGGUGGAUGGCCAAGUGCUCUCGAUAUUUUUUUCAAAUCAAUUCCCAGUGACUUGGAUGCUCUCAAUACCUCGCAGUUGUUAGAACUAUGUGAUGGUCCAUUGAACAAACUGUACCCAAAUCAAAUGGAUCAAACAAUGACUGAUAUCAUUGCAUACUCUAUUGCUGGUAUUGAAAUGCUCUAUCCAAACUAUACACAUAAUGCCAAAUCACCACCAUUUGAAGACAUCCAACCCUUUUGCUGCUACACAUUCUCUCAAGUUUACUCGAUGAUUUCCGUUCCACUCAACUUUAUCAGAAGACAUUUAAAUACAUUUGAUGGAAACCCAAACCGUCCAGCAUUUAUGUCACCACUUGGAAAAGUCAUUAAACUAUUAGAGACUGAAGAUAUGAAUGAUAGAUCGUGGCAAGAACUGAAUCAACAUUUUUUAUCAAGCAAACUCUUAGCCAUCAAAGAGGUCGAAUUGGAAGAUAUCACACUGAAAGAUAUCUAUGGUGAUGCAGUCUAUUUCCCUCCAACCAUUAAAGAUAUGGAUUAUGAUACUCGAUAUGGUGAUUAUGUUUGUCUUGGAGAGUCAAAACUUUUAAAAGGUAAAGACCCCAAGUUUACAAUAAACCAUUUCAGAGGUGUAUUGGAAAACAUUCAAAAAGUAGCCACUAAAAUGGGAAAGAGUAAAUAUAUAGUUGUAGUCUAUACAAAUGGAUACAUCACUCAAACAUCAAUGAAUGAGUUCCAAAAAGUAGUUGGAAACCAAAAAGCUAUAAUAAUUUGUCAAGGUGUCAAAAACAAAGAUGAUCAAGUACUUCGAACAGCUAAAUCUUUCUAUUCUCCUUUUCCAGACUUUAUCUAA